This is a messenger RNA of Danio rerio (zebrafish), 10948 nucleotides long. It is a transcript of the gene cdh23, whose product is annotated as cadherin-related 23. Gene Ontology annotation, molecular function: calcium ion binding. Gene Ontology annotation, cellular component: plasma membrane; membrane. Gene Ontology annotation, biological process: transmembrane transport; cell-cell adhesion; anatomical structure morphogenesis. Lineage: Eukaryota; Metazoa; Chordata; Actinopteri; Cypriniformes; Danionidae. The record is from RefSeq and is marked provisional.
GAAUGACGACGACUAGAUUAUUGGUUAAAAAGUUGGUAUAAAGUUGUACAUUUCAGCCCUGUUUUCAACAAGACUCAAGAAGUACUUUUUUUAUGGCGCACAUUUGUAGUUCGUUUUUACAAAAAAAAAUCCACUUUUGUCAGUUAGAAGUCCGAGGUAUAGAAGGCUUGCUGAAAUAGCACGAAGAUAAUGACACCCGACAAUCCUGCUCAGUCAUGCAGCAUUCAACUUGUUUUAAACUUGAAACCGCAACAUGAUGAUGCGCGUGCGAGAGAGAGAGGAAAGAGAGAGAGCAUUGAGUGCGCGCACGCGGAGAACCAGCACUCUCUCAGCAGCAGAACUAGCGCGCGCGCUCGCUCGGUAGGUCGGUCGGUCGGUUGUCAAGAGCGCACGGACCGGACUGAUCAGGAGGAGGCAGCAGGUUGGAGAUGUCGUGGUGUGAAGGUUCGGGAGGCAAGAUGACGUGGGUGAAGUUGCUUCUUUCCUUAGUGCUUCUACACGCAGUUUCUGAAGCCUCCGCUAAUCAGCCACCUCGUUUCCAGAAUUACUUCUUCCAGUCGUACCUGCUCGUCUAUGAGGACACACCAGUGGGUACCUCAAUUACCCAGCUGCAGGCAGUGGAUCCGGAUGGCGAGCCGCUGAUUUUCGGUGUGGUCGGGGAAGAGGCCAUGCGCUACUUUGCUGUGCAGGGAACGACUGGAGUGGUGUGGCUGAGGCAGCCGCUCGACAGAGAGGCCAAGUCAGAGAUGCAGGUGGAGUUCACUGUGAGCGACAGUCAAGGGGUUGUCAAGGAUACAGUGAACAUUCAGAUCGGGGACGUAAAUGACAAUGCUCCAUCAUUUUACAACCAACCCUAUGCCAUUCAGAUACCAGAGAACACUCCAGUUGGGACGUCAGUGUUCAUGGUGAAUGCGACAGACCCAGAUCAAGGAGUCGGAGGCAGCGUCUUGUUCUCCUUCCAGCCUCCCUCUCAGUUCUUCUCUAUUGACGGAGCCAGAGGAAUCGUCACUGUGACCAGAGCGCUGGACUAUGAGACAACUAUUGCAUAUCAGCUCACCGUUAAUGCCACGGACCAGGAUAAACGGCGUCCUCUCUCUAGUCUGGCUAAUUUGGCGAUUACCAUCACUGAUAUUCAAGACAUGGACCCCAUCUUCACCAACCUCCCCUACAGCACUAAUAUAAUGGAGGAUGCACCACCCGGUUAUGAAGUCCGUAAGAUCAGAGCGAUUGAUCAGGACUUGGGUCGACCACGUGGAAUUGGAUAUACAAUCAUAUCAGGUAACACCAACAGCAUGUUUGCUCUUGAUUACAUCAGCGGAUCCCUGACAGUGAGUGGACAGCUGGACCGGGAAAACCCACUGUACUCAUCUGGAUUCAUCAUCACAGUGAAGGCUACAGAGCUGAAUGAUGACCGCACACCCUCUUCUGCCACCGUCACCACCACCUUCACCAUCCUGCUGAUCGAUAAAAACGACAAUCCACCCAGAUUCAAUAGCUCAGAGUAUCGUGUCCUCAUCACCGAGCUGGCACAGGUCGGCUUCGCUCUGCCUCUGUACAUACAGGUGGAAGACAAAGACGAGGGGGUGAACAGCAUGUUUCAGGUGUUCCUGACGGGGAAUAACUCGGAUCACUUCAGCAUUUCUCCCACCUCAGUGCAGGGCAGAGCUGACCUCCGCCUGCGUGUGGCCAUCCCGCUGGACUACGAGACCAUCCGCAGCUACAGCUUCUCUGAUGCCGAUGAGUGUAUAGGAUUUGCUAGAGUGAUCAAAGUUCCUGAAAGCGCCACGGAUAAUGACAUUGGCACGUUUGGAGUGGUUCGGUAUUACUUCAGCGAUGAGCCAGACCAGUUCUCAUUGGAUGCUGAGACGGGUUGGGUGACUCUGAGAGGUCGGCUGGAUUAUGAGCUCAUGCGGCGCUUCACUCUGACCAUACUGGCCCGGGAUGGAGGAGGAGAGGAGACCACAGGACGCCUCCGCAUUAAUGUGAUGGAUGUAAACGACAAUGCUCCGGUCUUCCAGAAGGAGGCGUACACAGGCUCACUCAUGGAGAACGAACAGGCUCCGCAGCAGGUCAUCCGAGCCCGGGCGACAGAUGAGGACUCUCCUCCUAAUAACAUCCUGACCUACUCCAUCAUCUACGCCUCUCAGUUCAGGUCAUUCUUCAGCAUCAGCAUUGCGGAGGGCUACGCAGUCAUCACCGUGACUCGUCCUCUGGAUUAUGAGCAGGUUCCUGGUGGAUUGAUCUUUCUGACUUUGAUGGCUAAAGAUGGAGGAAAUCCAUCUCUCAACAGCACCGUUCCAGUCAUCAUCGAGCUGAUUGAUCAGAACGACAACCCACCCGAGUUCAGCCUCCCGUCUUAUAUCGUCAACAUACCAGAGAAUAUUGUUGCAGGUGCGACGGUGCUGUUUGUGAACGCCACAGAUUUGGACGCCUCUCGAGAGUUCGGUCAGACCUCGCUCAUCUACUCCCUGCAGGGCAGCUCACAGUUCAGACUCAACACACGCUCAGGAGAGAUUACCACCACAGCUCUUCUGGAUCGAGAGAUGAAGUCUGAGUAUAUUCUGAUUGUAAGGGCUGUUGAUGGAGGAGUGGGUCCACAGCAGAAGACUGGCAUUGCUACGGUGAACAUCACUGUCCUGGACAUAAACGAUAACGCCCCGGUGUGGCGGGAUGAGCCGUAUCAAGCAAACGUUGUGGAGAUGAGUCCCAUCGAUACUGACGUCAUCACUGUGUUUGCUGUGGACCCUGAUUAUGGUGAUAAUGGGACGGUGGUUUAUUCUAUAAAUCCAGAAAACCCCUUUUACACCAUCAACCGCAACACCGGAAAGAUCCGCACCAGCGGGGCCGUGCUGGACAGAGAAAGCCAAGACGCUCGCUCCGCUCAGCUUAUGAGGACCAUCAUUAUCUCCGCCACUGACCGCGGGACUCCUCCACUGCGCUCUUCUGCCAGCGCUACAGUGUUUGUGAACCUCCUUGACCUGAAUGAUAACGACCCAGCCUUUCUCAACCUCCCGUUUGUCGCUGAGGUGCCUGAGGGACUUCCUAUUGGAUCGUCUGUGUUCAGGGUGCAAGUCCAGGACCCCGACGAAGCAGCCAAUGGUGCUGUAACAAUGGCCCUUCAGAUGGGGAUGCCGAGGCUGGACUUCAGGCUUAACAUCACCACAGGAAUUCUGGUGUCCACCGUAGUGCUGGACCGGGAGCAGAUCGGCCAGUAUUAUCUGAGGAUUAUUGCAUAUGACGCAGGCCAGUUUCCCCGCACGUCCACAAGCACUCUCACUAUCACAGUUUUGGACGUGAAUGAUGAGACGCCCACUUUCUUCCCCAGUGUUUAUAACGUGUCUCUGGAGGAGAGCGUACCCCGUGAUUAUCUGGUGGUCAGACUCAACUGCACGGAUAAUGACGCGGGUCUAAAUGCAGAGCUCAGCUAUUUUAUCACAGCAGGGAACCAGGAUGGAAAGUUCAGUGUUGGCUUCCGCACUGGUGUGGUGCGAACCGUGGUGGGCCUGGACCGCGAGACUCAGGCCUCGUACAGGCUAGUGAUCGAAGCCAUCGAUAACGGUCCAGCGGGCGGCCGGAGGACAGGCACAGCUACAGUCUAUGUGGAGGUGCUGGAUGUCAAUGAUAACAGGCCUAUAUUUCUCCAGAACAGCUAUGAGACCAGCGUCCUGGAGAACAUUCCCAGAGGAACUAGUAUAUUACAGGUCCAGGCCACAGAUGCAGAUCAGGGCGAGAAUGGAAAAGUUCUGUAUCGAAUUCUCUCUGGCAACAAUGGUCAGUUUAGCAUGGACAGUCUGUCUGGACUCAUCAGCAGAGGAAGCGUGGCUCUGGACAGAGAGACGCGCAGCUCUAAUGUGCUGGAGGUGGAGGCAUAUAACAGUGACCUGGGCAGCAUGCGCAGCACUGUCAGGGUGAUUGUGUAUGUGGAGGAUGUGAAUGACGAGUUUCCAGUCUUCACUCAGUCGCAGUACAACCGUCUGGGGCUUCGAGAGACUGCUGGGAUCGGCACAUCUGUGGUAGUGGUCCGAGCUACAGACCCCGACACUGGGGAUGGGGGCGCUGUGGCCUAUUCUCUGGUCUCUGGCUCUGAUCGUAAAUUUGAGGUGGACGUGAGUACUGGUCUGCUAACCACGGUGGACUAUUUGGACUACGAGACCAAGACGAGUUAUUUAAUGAACGUCUCAGCCACAGAUCAGUCACCGCCAUUCCACCGCAGCUACUGCACCGUGUACGUCACGUUACUCAAUGAACUGGACGAAGCGGUGGCCUUUCUUUCAGCUGGAUAUGAAGUUUCACUGAGAGAGAACAUCGCUACAGGAACAGAGGUGGUGCAGGUGAAGGCGCAAUCCGCUGAUAACCUGAACCAGCUGUCGUACCGAUUUGACCCCGACACCUCGCCUGCUGCCCUCGCGCUCUUUAAGAUUGACAGUGUCACGGGUCGUAUCACUGUGACGGGACUGUUGGACAGAGAGCGGGGCGAUUCAUACACACUCACUGUUGUGGCUGAUGAUGGAGGACCAAAAAGAGGCUCCACUGUGAAGGUGUCAAUCACCAUUCUAGAUGAAAACGACAACAGCCCAGAAUUUGACAUCACUUCAGACCUGUCUGUGAAUAUUCCAGAAGACACAGCCAUUGGGAAGAGAGUCGCGGUCGUUUUGGCGCGAGACAAAGACGCUGGACGAAAUGGACUGGUAAACUUCACCUUAAUCGCGGGGAACAUGCAGGACGUGUUUAAGAUCAACACAGUCAAUAAUACGUAUGGAGAGGUUUACUUGAACGCCCCUCUGGACCGUGAAUCUGUGGACCGCUACCUGCUUAAAGUGCGGGCGAUGGAUAAUGGUUCUCCUCCGAGGUACACCGAUGUUUCGCUGACGGUGAAUAUUGUAGAUGUGAACGAUAACCCUCCCGUACUGCAGAGUCCUCGAGGGUACAACGUCAGCGUCAGUGAGAAUGUGGGUGGUGGAACAUCAGUCCUGCGCGUCGUAGCAACAGAUCGGGACAUUGGAGCUAAUGCCAUGCUCUCAUACUACAUCACUGCUGGAAACCAGGACCUGACCUUCAGAAUGGACCGCAUGACAGGAGAGAUAGUGACCCGACCGUCACCUCCAGACAGAGAAAAACAGCAGCAGUACACACUCACUGUCACGGUGGAAGAUGACGGCACUCCGACCUUAUCAACAUCCACCACCGUUUGGGUGCGUAUAAUUGAUGAAAACGACAACGCACCGGAGUUUCCAGAGGAAGAGUACGUGACGGAGCUCAGAGAGGGACCAAACACUGUAGGAGCCAUCAUCGCCACAGUCACCGCCAUUGACCCGGACGAAGGACUCAAUGGAACCAUCCGUUAUGCCAUCUCUAAGGGCAACCUGGCACAGACCUUUCAGAUCAAUAGCGUAACGGGUCAGAUCGUGGUGGUUAGUGCGCUGGAUUACGAGAUCAGCAAUGGUCACUAUGUGCUGACGGUCACAGCCACAGAUCAGUGUCCGAUACCCCUGCUCAGACUGACCUCCAGCACCACAGUCCUGGUGAAUGUGAUAGAUGUCAACGAUAACCCACCCAUCUUCCCGAGGCCAUUUGAGGGACCGUUUGAGAUCACAGAGGGUCAGCCGGGCCCUCGUGUCUGGACCGUCAAAGCCACAGAUGCUGAUUCGGGAUCCAAUGGAAAAGUGGAGUACAGCAUCACCGCAGGGGACCUGAAAAAUGAGUUUGUAAUCUCCUCAGUUGAGGGAGAGUUAAGAGUGAGGAAAGACAUUGAGCUUGACAGAGAAACAAUUGCCUAUUACAACAUCACUAUUACCGCCAAAGAUUUGGGAACGCCUUCGCUCAAUGCUACGGUGGUAGUGGGGAUUCUAGUGUUGGACAUUAAUGAUAAUGACCCCAUCCUGCUUAACCUCCCGGCUAACACUAGUGUGAGUGAAGGCGCUGCGGUCCAAACCUUCAUCAUACAAGUACGAGCACAAGACUCAGACAGUGGCCGCAAUGCUCUCCUCACAUACAGCAUCACUGCCGGGAACAGUGACGGAGCAUUUUACAUUAAUGAGACGUCAGGUGUGGUUCAGGUGAACAGGCCGCUGGACAGAGAGAGAGUUGCUGAAUACAGCCUCACCAUCACUGUCAAAGACAACCCAGACAACCCUCGCAUCGCACGCAGAGACUCAGAGUUGUUGACUGUAACUUUGCUGGAUGUGAAUGACAACAGGCCUAUUUUCAGCCAGUCCAGCUAUAGGGGCGAGAUCAGUGAAAACUCACCUACAGGCACUACAGUGCUGAUUCUGAACGGCCCCGUGUUAGCAGAGGACAAAGACAUUGGUGUGAAUGCAGUGGUGAGCUACGGUCUGCUGGGAACCAGAGUGGACAUCUUUUCCAUUGACUCCCGCACAGGCGUGGUAUCGGUGCGUGGGGGUGCUGUCCUGGACCGGGAGGCUUUCUCUGUCCCGCGGGUGGAGCUGUUUCUGGUCUCGGUGGAUGUGGGAGGUUUAAACAGCAGCGUUCCACUCACAAUCACCAUCCUCGAUGUAAACGACAACCCACCCGUCUUCAACCCAUCCAGUUUCACUGUACGCCUGCCUGAGAACAGCCCCACAGGUGUAGUAGUAACCCAGCUCUCUGCCACUGAUGCUGACGCUGGUUCUAACGGUUGGCUGCAGUAUCGGUUAGACAGCGGUGCUCAGGAUCGUUUUAUUGUCGAUGCUCUCUCUGGUGCUGUUCUGGUGGGCAAUGCUACACUGGACAGAGAGGAACGAAGCUCAUACCGUCUGGUUGUAAUAGCGACUGAUCGAGGCACACCUUCACUCUCAGGGACCGCAACAUUAACUGUGGUUCUGGACGAUGUCAACGACUCGCGUCCUCGUUUCAUACAGCCCGUCCAGACCAUCAGUGUCAAUGAGUCCACUCCACCUGGUGUAGUCGUGGCUACGCUAGCCGCAGAGGAUCCUGAUUUAAAACCUCGUCUGGAGUAUUACAUCAUCUCUGUGGAAGCAAAGGAUGAUGGGAAUAAUGCAGUGGAUGGUCUACAGCAGUCGUUUGGGAUUGACUUUCACACAGGUGCUGUGUUUGUACGAAACCCCUUGAACCGAGAGCUGGUCGCCACUUUUGAGAUAAUAGUUUCAGUGCAUGACAACGCCAGUGAUGUUAUUGAAAUGUCGGUCAGUGUACCGAAUGCCAAACUGACCAUAAAUGUGCUGGAUGUGAAUGACAAUGCUCCUCGUUUCCGUCCUUUCGGUGUGGCGAACUUUUCCGAGAGCAUUCUAGAGGGUGCUGUGCCUGGUACCACACUGCUGUCAGUCACAGCUGUGGAUCCUGAUAAAGGACCCAACGGACAGAUCAUCUACCAGCUCCUAAACCUGCCUCGUGGAAACUACAUCAGACUUGAAGACCCAUCUACAGGUAAAAUUGUGGCCAAUCGGACGGUGGAUUUUGAGCAAGUGCAGUGGUUGAACUUCACGGUUCGUGCUCAGGAUCAUGGCUCGCCUCCUCGCUUCACUGAGCUUCCUGUCUAUCUACGCAUCAUUGAUGUUAAUGACAACAACCCAGUUUUUCAGCAGCCGUUAUAUCAAAAGUCAAUAUUUGAGGAUGUUGCACUCGGCACUAUUAUAGUGAGCGUGAGAGCGACAGAUGCAGACUCCGGCCUGUUCUCUGUCAUUGAAUACGGGCUAGUAGAUGGCGAGGGCAAAUUUGGGAUCACUCCCACUACGGGUGACAUCUACAUCUUAUCCGCUCUGGACAGAGAAACCAAAGACCGCUACACUCUCACAGCCUACGCCAGGGACAAUCCCGGCGGCAGCCCCAAUAACCGCAGAGAAAACUCUGUUCAGGUGCAAUUGACAGUGCUGGAUGUCAAUGAUUUCCGUCCACGUUUCUCAGAGAGAGUCUUCACCACUAGUGUGUUUGAGAACGAGCCGGUUGGCACAUCAGUGAUCACUAUGAAGGCCACUGACCUCGAUGAAGGGGAGAAUGCAUUACUCACUUACAGUCUACAGGGCCCUGGAGCGGACGCGUUCUCUCUGGAUCCUGACACUGGGCUGAUUCGCUCUCUGCGGUUACUGCAGAGUUUCGAGAGGUUCAAUCUGACGGUGGUGGCGACUGAUCAAGGCAGACCUCCUCUCUGGGGGACCGCCAGUCUUCAAAUCACUGUCAUAGACGUCAACGACAACAGACCGAUCUUUGUGCGCCCGGCCAAUGGCACCAUUAUGCACAUACUAGAGGAACAGCCUCCUGGACUGGUAGUCUAUGAAGUGUUUGCCACAGAUGAGGAUGAAGGGGUGAACGGAGAGGUUCGCUACAGUUUCCUGCAGACCGGAGCUGGAAACAGAGACUGGGAGAACUUCCAUAUUGACGCUGUGACAGGAGUGAUCACUACUGCGGUUAAGCUGGACAGAGAGAAACAAGCCCUGUACAGCCUGGUUGUGGUGGCGUAUGACCUAGGGCAGCCUGUCCCUUAUGAGACCAUGCAGCCACUGCAGGUGGCUCUGUCUGACAUUGAUGACAAUGAACCUGUCUUCCUUAAACCUCCGAGAGGAAGUUUGCCGUAUCAGUCUCUGUCUGUACCGGAGCACUCUUCUCCUGGAACUGUUGUGGGUAAUGUGACUGGAGCAGUGGAUGCAGACGAAGGCUCUAAUGCCAUCGUCUACUACUUCAUCGCAGGAGGUGACACCGGUGGAAACUUUGCUUUGAGUGUUAGUGGUGUUUUACGGGUCAAGAAAGAUCUGGAUCGGGAAGAAAUCCCAGUGUACUCCAUCAUCGUUAAAGCCUCAAGUAACCGCAACUGGACUCCUCCGAAAGGUCAGAGGUCACAGCGGGCUCAGGUGCUUGACCCCAGCCGUGACCCCACAUUACAGGAGGUGAGAAUCUUCCUGGAGGACAUCAAUGACCAGUCACCAAGAUUCACGAAGCUGGAGUACACCACAGGUGUUGCUGCAGAUGCUAAAGUGGGAUCGGAUCUGAUCCGGGUUCAGGCCAUUGACAAUGACAUUGGCAACAACAGUCUGGUUCUCUAUCACAUUCUGUCCAUCCGCUACAUCAAACUGCACUCCAAUGACUCUGAAGAAAUGGGAAACGUCUUCAUCAUCGGUGAGACUGACGGAAUCAUCUGCACGUUUGACCUCUUUAUGGCUUACGCUCCGGGUUAUUUUAUCGUGGAGGUUUUGGCAAGAGAUCUGGCCGGACACAGCGACGUAGCUCUGGUGAGCAUUUACAUUCUGAGAGACGACCAGCGGGUGAAAAUCGUCAUCAAUGAGAUCCCAGAGCGAGUCCGGCUCUUUCAGGAGGAGUUCAUAAACCUGCUGUCCAACAUCACAGGAGCCAUAGUCAACACUGAUGAUGUGCAGUUCCAUGUGGAUAAAAAAGGAAGAGUGAACUUCGCUCAGACUGAUGUGCUGAUUCAUGUGGUCAACAAGCAGACCAACCGUAUUCUGGAUGUGGAGAAAGUGAUUCAGAUGAUCGACGAGAACAAGGAGCAGUUGAGGAAUCUUUUUCGAAACUACAACAUUCUUGAUGUCCAGCCUGCUGUAACUGCACGCGCACCGGAUGACCUCACCACAUUACAGAUGGCCAUCAUCAUUCUGGCAGUUUUACUCUUUCUUGCUGCCAUGUUGUUUAUCCUGAUGAACUGGUAUUACCGCACAGUGCAUAAAAGGAAGCUGAAGGCAGUAGUUGCAGGCUCCACAGGAAAUCAGGGCUUGAUGGAUAUUCUGGAUAUGCCCAACACUAACAAGUACACGUUUGAAGGAGCAAAUCCAGUGUGGCUGGACCCUUUCUGCAGGAAUCUGGAGUUAGCAGCCCAGGCGGAGCACGAGGACGACCUUCCUGAAGACCUGAGUGACAUUGCAGACCUCUGGAACAGCCCAGCUCGAACACAUGGUACAUUUGGACGGGAGCCUCAGGCCACUAAACCAGAGGAUGACCGAUAUCUACGAGCUGCUAUUCAGGAGUAUGACAACAUUGCCAAACUAGGGCAAAUCAUGAGAGAAGGGCCCAUUAAGGGCUCGCUGCUCAAUGUGGUUUUGGAUGACUACCUGAGACUCAAAAAGCUGUUUGCCGCUCGCCUGGUCACCAAGUCAACCAGCCAGGGUGACCGCUCAUCAGUCACAGAGCUGAUUCAGAGUGACCUGGAUGAGGAUGAUGAAGAGCGCAUCGGCGGUCGGGGAACCCUUCGCUUCAAGCACAAGCUCCCGAUCGAGCUCAGGGGUCCUGAUGGGGUACACGCGGUGCACGGCAGCACGGGCACACUGUUAACCUCUGACCUCAACAGCCUGCCCGAAGAUGACCAGCGGGCUCUGGCUCGUUCCCUCGAAGCCUUGCAUGCAGACGGCGGCCUGUACGCCGAACGCAACGCCCGAACAGAGUCCGCCAAAUCAACACCGUUACACAGAAACAAAGGCAGCGACACCCUGUCUGAAAGUCCGUUAGAGAUCACAGAGUUAUGACUAGCCGAGGCCUCGCUGGUCUGAGAACACUACAGCGUGCACGUCACUCCUGGCUCUCGCUUUUUCAAUCCUAAACUCUUUCCUGGUUCAGGUUUGUGAGCGCCAGGCUGUGAGGAAAGUGUGUAGGUGUGUGUGUGUGGACUCUGAAUGCCUCAAAUCAAGGGCAGCUCAACAUGUCAGGGCUAUUUCAUGAGACUUUAACCACACACACUCAAUCUACACAGAGGAACCAAUGCACUCUCAGACCAGUGGAAGGCCGAAUAUGGACUCUAGUUUUUUGUUUUUGUUUUAGUUUAGUCAUAUUUGAAUUGGGCACAAGAAAUGAAUGUGAUGUGUGUCUGUGUGUUUGAACGGCGUUUGAGAGCAUAUCUCUAGGGCUUUUCACACUUGUACAUUGGAGGAAUUAUGGAACAGGGUUUGGCGCUGUAUAUUGCAGUGCUGGAGAUAUAUAGUGUGAAUCAAUGCAGAACUAGAAGGUGUGCAGUUCAACAACCAAACAAACCUAAAUUAAAUCAUUCGGAUAUUCA